This is a messenger RNA of Rubroshorea leprosula, 1574 nucleotides long. Lineage: Eukaryota; Viridiplantae; Streptophyta; Magnoliopsida; Malvales; Dipterocarpaceae. The record is from the annotation of a GenBank genome assembly.
GUCUUCUGGAUUCAAGUCUUGAGAUUGCAAUGGGAGGGGACGAAGAGCAGCUAACAGAGCAGGAGACUGCUCUCUAUGAUCGCCAGAUUAGGGUUUGGGGUGCUGAUGCUCAACGAAGGCUGAGCAAAUCUCAUUUUUUGGUUCAUGGGAUGAAAGGAAUUGUUGCUGAGUUUUGCAAGAACAUUGUGCUUGCAGGAGUUGGAAGUGUCACGUUGGUGGAUGAUAGGAUGGUGACUGAAGAAGCAUUGUCAGCUAAUUUCUUGAUACCACCUGAAGAAAAUGCAGGCCGUGGGAAAACUCUUGCGGAGCUUUGUUGUGAUUCCUUGAAAGAAUUCAACCCCAUGGUUCUUGUUUCAGUAGAAAAAGGUGAUGUAUCAACAUUUGGUGGAGAGUUCUUUGAAAAAUUUGAUGCUAUAAUCCUCAGUUCUUGCUCUCUUGUGAAAAAGAAAUUGAUUAAUCAGAAAUGCCGGAAGUUAUCAAAGCGCAUAGCAUUUUAUACAGUUGAUUGUAGAGACUCCACUGGUGAAAUCUUUGUUGAUCUACAGAACUAUAAAUACUCAAAGAAAAACAUUGAAGAAACAGUUGACUGCCAACUAGAGUACCCGAGCUUUGAGGAAGCAAUUUCAGUACCCUGGACAGCACUUCAAAGGAAAGUGUCAAAGCUAUAUUUUGCCAUGAGAGAUUGCUCUUCUGCAACUGCAGAUGUACCUUAUGCCAAAUUUCUAUUUUGAGUUGGGAAGUAGUUUAUUUUCAAAUCACAUAUUCCUUCCCAAACUCAGAUGAUGUGAUUUUGGUUUUUUGUUAUACUAUUUAAACAUCUAUUGAAGAUUUACCUUUUUACUUGGUGAGAGCUAGUGGAUUAUUUAUCUUUUUACAGUAAUAGAGCGUUUUGAAGAGAUUGAAGAUCGCAAUCCUGGAGACAUCUCAAUUACUGAUCUUCAUGGUCUUCUAAAUCUGAAAAAGGAACUUUGUGAGGCAAAUGUAUGGUACUUGGGAAUAUAUUCUGGAUUGUAGGAUGGUGAUAUUUUUUCUGCUUAUUGAUGCUACACUGAUUGCAUAUUUUCACAUUGCAGUCAUUAAAGGAAUCUCUUGUUCCUGAUGCACUCCUAGAAAGAUUGGUAAAGCAUAAAUGGGAGUUCCCUCCAGUUUGUGCCAUUAUCGGAGGAUUCCUUGGACAGGAGGUGAUCAAAGCAAUAUCAGGCAAAGGGGAUCCACUAAAGAAUUUCUUUUACUUUGAUGCCUUGAACGGAAAAGGCUUGAUAGAGGACAUAUCAAAUGCUAACCCUAAAAACUGAGCAUCUUUGUCUUGCCGUUACCAAAUUGCUUUGUCAGAAACUACACUUGCUGAUGUAGGUUUUAUAGGAUUGACCAGCCAUCAUCAGUUUGAAUCAUUAAUUCUGUAUUGUCACUGGCCUGAAACAAAAAUGUUAUCAAUAAAUCCCAGAAAUUGUGUUUGAGUGAGAUUAACAUGGAACUUUCCAAAGAGCAUUUGGAGUCCGAUGCUAAUUAGGCUUUCUCUAAAAGGAGUUUUCCUUCCAUAUUUGUGCCUCCAAUUAGAAUUCUACAAUAAUUGU